This is a messenger RNA of Lycium ferocissimum, 1192 nucleotides long. Its product is annotated as cationic peroxidase 1-like. Gene Ontology annotation, biological process: hydrogen peroxide catabolic process; response to oxidative stress. Gene Ontology annotation, molecular function: heme binding; peroxidase activity. The transcript has 4 exons. NCBI's taxonomy places the organism in Eukaryota, Viridiplantae, Streptophyta, Magnoliopsida, Solanales, Solanaceae. The coding region runs from base 48 to 998 and encodes 316 amino acids. The record is from RefSeq and is a predicted model, not a curated record.
ACUUAGACAAUAUCUUCUUCUCCCUUUUAAAUUUAUAAUUUUUCCCCAUGGCUAAGAUAUCAUUUGCAGUACUACUAAUUAUAGUCUCAUUUGUUUUUGGAAUGAGCUCUGCUCAAUUGACUUCCAAUUUCUACUCUUCUUCAUGUCCAAAUGUCCUCUCAGUUAUUAAAACAGCUGUGGAUUCUGCUAUCUCUAAAGAGUCUCGAAUGGGGGCUUCUUUGCUUCGUCUUCAUUUCCACGAUUGCUUUGUUAAUGGUUGUGAUGCAUCUGUGCUAUUAGAUGAUACGUCAAGUUUCACCGGCGAGAAGACUGCUAAUCCGAAUAGUGGAUCAGUAAGGGGAUUUGAUGUGAUUGAUACUAUCAAAACUCAAGUGGAGUCAUCGUGCGCUGGAGUUGUAUCUUGUGCAGACAUUUUAGCUGUUGCAGCCAGAGACUCUGUUGUUAAACUUGGUGGACCUAGUUGGACUGUUCUACUCGGCAGAAGGGACUCAACAACUGCGAGUUUGAGUACAGCGAACAGCGACAUUCCUGCACCAACUUUGAACCUAAGUGGCCUUAUUACUUCCUUCUCUAACAAAGGUUUCAAUUCCAGGGAAAUGGUGGCUCUUUCAGGUUCUCACACACUAGGCCAAGCAAGGUGUACUACUUUUCGUGACCGUCUAUACAAUGAAACCAACAUAAAUACAUCAUUCGCGACAUCGCUUAAAUCAAAUUGUCCACAAAGUGGAAGUGACAACAACAUCUCUCCACUAGACAUUACAAGCCCAACCACAUUUGACAUUGCUUACUACAAGAAUUUGCGAAUUCAAAGGGGUCUUCUUCAUUCUGACCAACAACUCUUUAAUGGAGGCUCAACGGACUCUAUAGUUACCACUUAUAGCACCAAUUCAGCCACUUUCUUCACUGAUUUCGCGAAUGCCAUGGUUAAAAUGGGUAAUCUUAGCCCACUUACUGGCACCAACGGACAAAUCCGCAAAAAUUGCAGGAAAACCAAUUAAGGAUUCGCAUAAAAAUGAGAUUUUAAGAUUUGAUCUCGAGAUUUCAAGUGUUGCUUAUAUGUUUUUCGUUUUGUUGUAUUGCAAACUUUGAUGUUCUACAUUUUUAAUUUGGAGGUAAAGGUGGUAAAGUCCUCCCCCAUCCCCCAAAUGUUGUAACUUUUCCAUAUCUUGAAACAAAAUAAGUAUUGAUUCGA